This is a messenger RNA of Pygocentrus nattereri (red-bellied piranha), 6183 nucleotides long. It is a transcript of the gene thbs1b, whose product is annotated as thrombospondin 1b. The transcript has 23 exons. The record is from RefSeq and is a predicted model, not a curated record. Gene Ontology annotation, molecular function: calcium ion binding; protein binding. The coding region runs from base 131 to 3646 and encodes 1171 amino acids. Lineage: Eukaryota; Metazoa; Chordata; Actinopteri; Characiformes; Serrasalmidae. Gene Ontology annotation, biological process: cell adhesion; negative regulation of angiogenesis. Gene Ontology annotation, cellular component: extracellular region.
UUAACAGGCGCGAACAGGGGCCUUAAUAACGACGGGUGGACGGGGAACUUAACGCAUCAUCGGAAUUACUGCCUUUUUGUGGAUUUACUGUUUUUAAAUAAGGAAACGGGCACAAGGAAAAAAAUCGGAAAUGAAGUUAACAGGAAUAUUUUUGUUAGUGAUGCUGUGGAGCUGCGAGGGCGCCAGAGUGGCAGAGAGCAGAGAUGACAACAGCGUCUACGACCUGUUCGAGCUCGUGCAGGUGCCGAAGAAGAACCACGGAGUGACCAUGGUGAAAGGAGACGACCCCUACAGUCCCGCCUACAAAAUCCUGAACCCCGACCUGAUCCCCCCGGUGCCCGAGAGCGCCUUCAGGGACCUCAUGUACUCCGUCCAGGCGGAGAGGGGCUUCCUGCUGCUGGUCAACUUCAAGCAGUUCAGGCGCACCAGGGGCGCGCUGCUGACCGUGGAGAAGCUCGACGGCUCCGGGCCCGUCUUCGAGAUCGUCUCCAACGGCAAGGCAAACACGCUGGACGUGGUCUUCUCCACCGAGAACAAGCAGCAGGUGGUGUCCAUCGAGGACGCGGACCUGGCCACGGGCCACUGGAAGAACAUCACGCUCUUCGUGCAAGACGACCGCGUUCAGUUCUAUGUGGGAUGCGAGGAGAUCAACAUCGCCGAGCUGGACGCGUCCAUUCAGAACAUCCUGACCCCCGACACCCCGGGGGUGGCGAAUCUGAGGAUCGGCAAGGGGGCGGUGAACGACAAGUUCAUGGGUGUGCUCCAAAACGUGCGAUUUGUUUUUGGGACAACGCUGGAAGCAAUUUUGCGGAAUAAAGGAUGUCAAAGCACAAUUAUGACUGAUAUGAUCACCCUGGACAAUCCCGUGAAUGGAUCCAGGCCAGCCAUCAGGACCGACUACACUGGCCACAAGACAAAAGAUCUACAGAUGAUUUGUGGCUUUUCCUGUGACGACUUAGCUAGCAUGUUUAAGGAACUAAAGGGUCUUGGUGUGGUGGUGCAAGAGCUGUCCAACGAGCUUCGUAAAGUGACAGAUGACAACAAUCUGCUCAAGAAACAGAUGGGAAUUUAUGGUGGUGUCUGUCUCCACAAUGGCAUUGUGCAUAAGGACAAGGAGGAAUGGACAGUGGACGACUGCACUGAGUGCACUUGCCAAAACUCGGCGACAGUGUGUCGUAAGAUCUCCUGUCCCCUGAUUCCCUGUGCCAAUGCAACUGUGCCGGAUGGUGAAUGCUGCCCCCGGUGUGGAACUCCGAGCGACUCUGCCGAGGAUGGCUGGUCCCCCUGGUCUGAAUGGACCCAUUGUUCUGUGUCUUGUGGAAGGGGCAUUCAGCAGCGCGGCCGCUCCUGUGACCGCAUCAAUAACAACUGCGAGGGCACAUCCGUGCAGACCAGAGACUGCUACCUCCAGGAGUGCGACAAGCGCUUCAAGCAAGACGGCAAUUGGAGCCACUGGUCUCCAUGGUCCUCUUGCUCAGUUACUUGUGGAUCUGGCAUCAUCACACGCAUUCGUCUCUGCAACUCUCCUACACCACAGCUGGGAGGAAAAGACUGCCAAGGUCAAGGCAGGCAGACAGAGAAGUGUGAGAAGUCACCAUGUCCAAUCAAUGGUGGCUGGGGUCCAUGGUCGCCCUGGGAUGCCUGCUCGACUACCUGUGGAGGAGGCGUCCAGAACCGCAAGCGUCUUUGCAAUAAUCCACCUCCCAAGCAUGGAGGCAAAGACUGUGUGGGCGAUGCAACAGCAACUCAACUCUGCAAUAAGCAGGCCUGUCCUGUUGAUGGAUGUCUGUCCAAUCCCUGUUUUGCUGGGACCCAGUGCACAAGCUUCCCAGAUGGUUCAUGGAAGUGUGGCAAAUGUCCAGCAGGUUACACUGGCAAUGGCAUCAACUGCAAGGAUAUUAAUGAGUGCAAGGAAGUUCCUGAUGCUUGCUUUCAGUUCAAUGGAGUCCACAGGUGUGAAAAUACAGAACCUGGGUACAACUGCCUGCCUUGUCCUUCUCGCUACAGUGGCCCACAGCCAUUUGGCCAGGGAGUGGAGGACGCUGCUGCAAAGAAACAGGUGUGCACACCUCGUAACCCCUGUCUUGAUGGAACUCAUGACUGCAAUAAAAAUGCCCGGUGCAACUACCUGGGACAUUUUACAGAUCCAAUGUACCGCUGUGAGUGCAAGCCUGGCUAUGCUGGGAAUGGACACAUCUGUGGAGAAGACACUGAUUUGGAUGGCUGGCCUAAUGCUGACCUUGUGUGUGUGGAGAAUGCUACCUAUCACUGCAAGAAGGACAACUGCCCAAACCUUCCGAACUCAGGCCAGGAGGACUAUGACAAGGAUGGAAUUGGUGAUGCUUGUGAUAAUGAUGAUGACAACGAUGAUAUUCCUGAUGAUAGGGACAACUGCCCAUUCAUCUACAACCCCAGACAGUACGACUAUGAUCGCGAUGAAGUCGGAGAUCGUUGUGACAACUGUCCAUACAACAGCAACCCUGACCAGACUGACACGGACAGCAAUGGCGAAGGCGAUGCAUGUGCCGUGGACAUUGAUGGAGAUGGUAUUCUGAAUGAGAAGGACAACUGUCCUUAUCUGUACAAUGUGGAUCAAAGAGAUACUGAUCUGGAUGGGGUUGGUGACCAGUGUGAUAACUGCCCUCUUGAGCAUAAUCCUGACCAGCUCGACACAGACUCUGACCGUGUGGGUGAUAAGUGUGACAGCAACCAGGACAUAGACGAAGAUGGCCAUCAAAACAAUCUGGACAACUGCCCUUACAUUCCCAAUGCCAACCAAGCUGAUCAUGACAAGGAUGGCAAAGGGGAUGCCUGCGAUUAUGAUGACGAUAACGAUGGCAUUCCUGAUGAUAAAGACAACUGCAGACUGGCUUUCAACCCAGAUCAGUUGGACUCUGAUGGUGAUGGACGUGGUGAUGCUUGUAAGGAUGACUUUGACCAGGACAAUGUUCCAGACAUCUAUGAUGUGUGCCCAGAGAACUUUGACAUCAGUGAGACGGACUUCCGCAAGUUCCAGAUGGUGCCUCUGGACCCCAAGGGCACAUCUCAGAUCGAUCCCAACUGGGUUGUCCGGCACCAAGGCAAAGAGUUGGUUCAGACAGUUAACUGUGACCCUGGCAUCGCCGUUGGUUUUGAUGAGUUUAACGCAGUGGACUUCAGUGGGACGUUCUUCAUUAACACAGAGCGAGAUGACGACUAUGCUGGAUUUGUGUUUGGUUACCAGUCCAGCUCUCGCUUUUACGUGGUGAUGUGGAAGCAGAUUACUCAGACCUACUGGUCCAGCACACCCACCAAGGCACAGGGCUAUUCAGGGUUGUCCAUCAAAGUAGUCAAUUCCACCACUGGACCAGGUGAACACUUAAGGAAUGCUCUCUGGCACACUGGGAAUACUCCAGGACAGGUGCACACUCUCUGGCAUGACCCCAAGAAUGUUGGUUGGAAGGAUUUUACUGCUUAUAGAUGGCAUCUAACUCACAGGCCAAGAACAGGACACAUACGAGUUGUCAUGUAUGAAGGAAAGAAGAUCAUGGCAGAUUCUGGAAGAAUCUAUGACAAAACCUAUGCAGGUGGACGACUAGGUCUCUUUGUCUUCUCACAAGAGAUGGUAUACUUCUCAGACCUCAAAUAUGAAUGCAGAGAUGUAUAACUGCACAAGCAGAAGAUUCUUGGAAAAACGCACCUUUCUGUAUAAACAAGAAAAUGUAUUCUGUGCAAAGUCCAGGGACAAACUUUUUGCUACUUUUUCCUUCUGUGGCACGCACUCUGGUGGGGCAGAAAAACACGUUAUCAGUUUCAAGGUAACCGAUGCUGGUUUGGACAGAGCCCAGCUGACUGCCCAUGGAGAAUCAGGACCCCUCCACCAAGAGCAGGUAGAGCAGAAAAAAGCCCCCAUCGCUUUGCUUGAUCAGAAAGACUGAUCUCUCUCUGAAAAACCUCAUUCAGAUCUGUGUGGGAAGGGCUCCCUGCAGACAACUAUGCACUUCACAAUCCUCUCUCUUUCUCUCUUUUCUCUCUGAAUGGAUAUCCAAAGAUGGGGCCAAAUCUUAGACCUUAAUCCUCUGAAAUCAAAACUAAAAAGAGUAAUGAGGCUUUAGCACAUUGAGGCAAAUUACCAACUGGAACAUCUUGGUUCUCCCAUAAUAUUCAUGUGCUUCCAUGUAUUUGAAACAAGUCUGAAAAUACGAAAACAAAUAUUUGACUACAGACAAAACAAAUCAAUCAAAUCAAUUCAACUUUGAUAAAUAUAUUUUUAUCUACAAAUCACAACAAAUGCAUUUUUCCCUUCUAGGGAUGAUAUCCAUUUCUUCACCUAGUUAUUCAAAUAUAAGACAAGUAGGCCUGCUAUUAAGGUUGAGCCAAAUAAUUGCUAAUUAUUUGGCAGAUGCUGAAAGAAAGUUUUAGCUUACCCCCAUUUAUGGGUGGUGAUUUAAACAACUAGAGAAGUUGUGGGCAUAGUUUCCUCAGGGUGAGAUGGGUUAUACCAUCUUAACAAAUAUUUCAGUUAACAUGUGCUCUUAAAAAAGGUGCCAAAAAGUGUUCUUUGUGUAAAAAAAUAAAAAUAAAUAAAUAACAAUGACAUAAUCUGUCAUGACAUGUUUAUGGGAUAGUUGUCAAAGGGCCUCACUCAACAAUAUCUUCUGAAGGUUUUUCUCAUAUUUGUUCUUGAAUAAAGUCCUACAUUAGAUUCAUCACAUAGAUUUUCCUCUUACUUAAGAACAAAUCCCAAAACAGAAAACACCACUGAAUGCCAGAAUCACUAAAUCAUGAAAAUGGCAUAAGUGGAUUUUAAAAAGACAUUCCUUCUUAAGAGUGGUUGGUGAACGCCCAUUUUUUAUGUAGCAGGGUUUAAGCAAAAUGUUACCAUGAAGGUUCUAUACUAAUUUAGUGGUGCUUCCUAGAAAUGUUACAUUAUGUGGAGGUUAACUUCAAAAAUGUUUUUCACACUGACACAUCUCAUUUACAAAAACUGUUCUCAAAAGAACCCUCCAUUGAAAGCUUCUAGAGGGAAUGAAAUGUAGUUCUUCUAUGGCAUUGCACAAAGAACCCUUUUAUUGGUACCGUUAUUUUUAAGUAUAGCGGAAGGCUAUGUUGAAGAGGGCUUGGACAGAGCCAUGUUCAGAAGUCAGUGUGGCGUGAAUAAACUUUGAUUUUCAUAAUUAUUAACAGAGCUCUUUCAAAACUGGAGUCCUGAGUCCAAAAGUCCUGAGAGGUGAAAUGAAAGACUUCUUUACAAAAGGCUGAUUCAUUUAAAAGCACUUGCAAAAUUCCAGUUGAAACUGGAAUGAUUGGACCAUGGAUUCUGUGCAACUCCUAUAUUUAAUAGCAAUAGGUAGCAGUGAGGGUUUUUUAGGGAACACCCUAAUUUUGUACAUAACAUCUUAUCAUUGUACAUGCACAUCUUAUCAUUCAUAAUAGAAUAAUAUCUAAAAGCAAAUUCUCUCUGAAAUCAUGCACAGUGUCACUGGUCAUGGAUAUUACAUAGGCUCUGCCCAAAGCACUCCACUACACCCUUCCCUAGCGUUUUAAUAGAUGACUUAUAGGGGAGGAGUUCAGAGCAGUGUGUUUGACCUGUGUGCCUUUUCUGUAGAGAGUUAAAGGAAUACGAUGUACAAAUAUUACCUCAAUACUGUUGUAUAAUUUGAUCAAUACAAAAUAUUUUCAUAAUAUUACAGAAAACAAAUUGGUUACCUACAUACUGCUACUGUAGCACAAGCUGUAAAUAGUAUUUCCUUAUCAAGAAGCACCCUGCCUUCAACCCUUAUGGUAAAUAGAGCAAGAUGGGAGUUUUUUUAUGCUAGUGCUUCAAGUGUCCAGUACUUUUUUAAAACAGAUAAAUUAUUGUGCUGUUUGUUGUCUGGAAGAUGUUUCAAAUGAGAAAGUGUGUAUGUGUGUGCAUGUGUGUAUGCAUGUGUGAGUGAGUGUGCGUGUGUAGAUAAGUGCUAUUUAAAUAAUUUAUCUGGAAAUGCAGCCUCAGGAGGCAUUUCCAUCUGUAUAAACGGUUUGCACACUGACGUGAGGAUGUUUUGCUCUUUGUUUUUACUUUUUUUGUCCUUAUUAUUUUUGUACAAUUAGUGAUGCUUGUCUGUAAACAUUUUACUUAGUUAUAUGAUGCAAAAUGCUAUUUUUUAUUCAUAGCAAUUAUUUUGGUACAUAUUUCAGAACAAUAAAAAAUGUUAAACCUUG